Triplophysa dalaica is the source of this 1368-nucleotide messenger RNA. RefSeq names its product RAB1B, member RAS oncogene family b (gene rab1bb). NCBI's taxonomy places the organism in Eukaryota, Metazoa, Chordata, Actinopteri, Cypriniformes, Nemacheilidae. The transcript is spliced from 6 exons. The record is from RefSeq and is a predicted model, not a curated record. Gene Ontology annotation, molecular function: GTPase activity; GTP binding. The coding region runs from base 264 to 869 and encodes 201 amino acids.
AUCCGUCACUGCCGCACCUGCGCGGCUGUAAAACCAGAAAGAGGAGAGGAGUCGGAAAGGCAGACGGACUUCAUUACACAAUAGAUCUUUAAAGGCAUCAAGGCCGACCUAUAAACAGAGUAAAAACUCACAAGUCCUUUUUUAAUUGCUUCUACGAGACUAAAAAUACUCGCUGAGAAUUUGCGGUCAGCCGGCGAGCACUAGGCGACCCAGGGCGCUUUAACCAGCUGGACAAACAAUAACAAUCUCUCUGGUGUCACAUCAUGAACCCUGAAUAUGACUACUUAUUUAAGCUUCUUUUGAUUGGAGAUUCUGGAGUUGGAAAAUCCUGCAUCCUCCUACGAUUUGCAGACGACACUUACACUGAGAGUUUCAUCAGCACAAUCGGAGUGGAUUUCAAAAUCCGAACUAUUGAGUUGGAUGGAAAAACGAUCAAACUCCAAAUCUGGGACACCGCUGGACAGGAGAGAUUCCGCACUAUUACGUCCAGUUACUACAGAGGAGCUCAUGGGAUCAUUGUUGUCUAUGAUGUUACCGACCAGGAAUCCUACAACAACGUGAAACAGUGGCUGAAGGAAAUCGAUCGCUAUGCAAGUGAGAAUGUCAACAAACUACUUGUAGGGAAUAAGUGUGAUCUCACUACAAAAAAAGUGGUGGACUACACAACAGCGAAGGAGUUUGCUGACUCUCUUGGCAUACCGUUCCUUGAAACAAGUGCCAAAAACGCCACAAAUGUGGAGCAGGCCUUCAUGACCAUGGCAGAAGAAAUAAAGAAGCGAAUGAGACCAGGAGCUUCGGGUGGUUCAGAGAAACCUGAUCUUAAGAUUGAAAGCACCCCAGUACAGCAGUCAGGUGGAGGGUGCUGUUAAAAUACUGAUAUAUUUCUCAGGGACAGUGAAGACCAUGAUGGGUUUUGAAGACUGGACAUUAUUGAGUAUUGUGUAGAGGUGGAAAAUCUGGAUAUACAUGACUGACUACUACAUGGUGCUCAAUAAAGUACAAAAUCAUCUGUUGUUUAAGUGUGCAAACAAUGUAAUAUUGACAAGGCUUGUUUCAUAUUUACUGUAGGCUGAUGUGUUUAAAAAUAAAACCGUCUCUGUCAUUAUCUGUCAAUAAUACCAAUUCAGGGCCUGUAGAUGAAAAAUGUCCAGAUCACUGUAUCAAUUCGUUCAUUUGACCGUUCAUAAAUUCUCCAUUAAGUAUCCAUAAAGUUGCAAUGUUCAGAGUUUUGGCACUGGUGCCUUGUUCAUGCUUUAAAAUAAGAUCUGUGAAGAGCGAUCAUUUAAGAUAUUGCACUUCGGCAUGACUUUCCAGCAAUUUCAUGUGAAGUUUUGCUAUAGUUCUCAAAAAUAAAUAAUGUUGUCUUCA